This is a messenger RNA of Nilaparvata lugens (brown planthopper), 1854 nucleotides long. RefSeq lists its product as uncharacterized. Gene Ontology annotation, biological process: regulation of Toll signaling pathway; central nervous system formation; innate immune response. The coding region runs from base 831 to 1532 and encodes 233 amino acids. Gene Ontology annotation, molecular function: growth factor activity; Toll binding. The record is from RefSeq and is a predicted model, not a curated record. Gene Ontology annotation, cellular component: extracellular region. Lineage: Eukaryota; Metazoa; Arthropoda; Insecta; Hemiptera; Delphacidae. The transcript is spliced from 8 exons.
GACAACAGUACCAAACAGUAAUAUUUUCAAAUAGUAAAUUGACACUCAAGAUAAAUUUAAACACUUUGCAGACGAAAUUUGCCGCAAUCAGUCCAAAUGCAAAACCAGAUUGCCUGUGUACCGUAUCAGAGGAGCUUCCUCUGGCUAGUGGUAAAACUUGCGGCACCAAUAUUGGUGGACUCUGUGGUGGUGUUUCCUUUUCAUAAUAACCGCGGGGUGGCUGCUAAUAAGAAUUUCUUGUUGCCAGAAUUUUACGCUCUCGGCUCAGUCAGUCCACAUCUCGGAACCGUGUCAGUGAGAUCAAGUGUGCCAGGCAAAGUGUCAGUGUGACGAAAAAUUACCAUUCAAAAUUUUACGAAAAAGUCUAAUGAUGAGGCGCGUUGAAUUGUUGUACAGUUUUACUAAAAAGGUCUCUUUUAUAAAUUAUAUUUAUUAAAAAAUUUGAAGUGAAUUUCUGUACCAUUUUCCAAGUGUUUUAGUGUUUGUUUUUGGAAUUUUGCUAAAUUUCUUCUCUACAAGAUUUUCUAUACGCGCUAAAUAGUUGGUAUGUUGAUGACAAUGCUAACGACUUUGAUACAAUACAUCGUGAUAUAAAUAAGGAGUAUGGAGAAAUUCUGAGUUAUAUAUAUGGGACUGCAUUUAUCUUCGACGAAGGAAACCGUUCUUCACAAUAGAAUCUUCAUCAUUGCUUAAGGUGCCCGCGAGAUGUUGCCUCUUCGACCCAGCAAGCAGCUGCAGCCACCAUCUCUUCCCCCCCACUCCUGCUCUAUCAGCUGCUUCACUGCUCCACUGCGCUGCUCCUCAUUCAACCACCGGCUGCUUCAAAUACUAUGCGUCAAAUCACACCUCUCCCUCGCAUCCUGAUUGCGGUGUUCCUAUUGGCCGCUUCUAGCCAGAGCUCGGUUGCGAAUAGUGGUGGUGUGAGCCAUCGGCAGGGGGAGGAGGGGUCAACGAGGGGUGCACACACACGUCUCCACAAGCGCCACAUCAGCACAAAUUCGAGCACAACGGACGACCUGUGGUCGAGCAGUGAGGAGUUGAUGCCAUCACUUGAAGGCGUAGGAGGAGGAGCAAGUCGUUGGCUGAGCCAUAAAGAGUCUCAAAUGCUCUUGAAGAAGGAGGGGGGCGACAGAGGUCUCCCUGUGGACUGCUGUCCGUCUAUCAUGGAGAUCAUCCAGCCGCUGGGAGGAAUCAACCGUGAGGGAAUGCUUGUCAGGCUCUUUCGAGACAUCAAUAUCACUCAAAGUUUCUUUGAGCUGUCAUGCCGGACAGGCGUGGAGGGCAAGCCAUGCCGCUUCAUGGACCGCCAUCUGCACAACCAAUCGCGCUGUGUGCAGAAGUACUCCUAUUCCUACGCCCUGGUCGAGGACACCGUCAAGACCGGACAAGGACAAUACAGACGCGUCAACUCAGGACCAGUCCGUCCGGACAUGUGGAUGCUUGACCACAUACAGGUCCGCUCAGGAUGUGCUUGUGAAGUGCUUCCAAGAACCAAACGAAGAAAAUCAAAAAUGAAGCGUGGAAAGGAUUAGGAGUCUGAGACUUUUUGGUUGAUGUGUAAUUGUGUCUAGUUAUGUACUUGGCUUAAUAUUUAUGUGUUCGUUUAGUUGCUUGAAAAUUACUAUAGAAAAGUUAAUUUUACAAACAGAUAUAGUCCUUGAUGGAUCUAUUCAGGGACAAUUAAUGUGAGAUAUGUUCAUUAUACGACAUGAUCUGAGGUAUUGGUGUGGUAUCAAACAGAGAUAUACUACCACGGAUAGGAUGAAAUAUCAUAGCCACCUCUAAUACAAGGCCGCGGCCUACGAUAUUGCAACGUCGCAGUGUAGGCCUAGAAUCUAAUACAUGAUUGGUGAA